UUCCCUCCUCCCCUCCUCCCCUCUCUCGUUUUGUCCGCAUUCCCAGCCACGCGACGCCAGGGCUGGAAAGCAAACCCUGCAAUGGCUGGUCAGUACAUCAAGACUUCUACUAGGGGUGAGAAUGCCAGAAUUGAGUAUGCCACAUCAUGUAUGCAAGGACCUCGUGAUGAAAUGCAAGAUUAUUACACAGCUCUCCUAGAUCUAGAUGGUUCGGAUUCCACAUCAUUCUUUGGUGUUUUUGAUGGCCAUGGAGGACAUAGGGUGGCAUGGUAUUGUUCGAGGAAAUUUCAUACUGAGCUUGUCAAAGUUCCAGACUAUCAAAACAACCUGCAUGCCGCAUUGGAGCAAGUGUGCUUCAGAAUUGAUCAGACGUUGAAAAGGUCAGAUGAAUGGAAGAAUCCUGAUUCUCCUCCUGCUCCUGCUCCUGCUCCUGGUAAUGGAAGUUUCCGAAGCCGUCUCCAGACUAGUCUUUGUUCCUGUUUCGGCAAGAAUUAUGAAGGGCCCCAAAUCGAAGGAAGCACAGCAUGCGUGGCUCUCAUUCGAGGCAACCAGAUAAUUGUUGGAAAUGUUGGUGAUUCCCGUUGUGUACUCUCAAGGAAUGGUCAGGCAAUUGAUUUAUCCACCGAUCACAAGCCAAAUGAACCAGGUGAAAGAGCCAGAAUUGAAGCUGCAGGAGGAUCAGUAGUCCAGAGGCAAGUCCUUGUAUAUGUAGAUGGACGAAUGAGGGCUGAACCAGGCCCAUAUCGCGUCGAUGGAAUAAUAGCCGUAUCCAGAGCGCUUGGUGAUUUUCAGUUCAAGAAGAACAAUAAAUUGAAGUUGAUAUGUAAUCCUGACAUUCACACUGAGGACAUAACUGAUGAUAUUGAUUUUCUUCUCAUAGCAAGCGAUGGUAUCUGGGAAGUCAAGACAAGUGAGGAGGUGGUUACUUAUGUAAACGAGCGCUUGCAAAAGAGGGCAGAUCUGCAUGUCAUCUGUGAGGGACUUCUUGAAUGGUGCAGGGACUCGAGGGACAAUUCGACCGUGAUACUGGUUCAGUUCAAGAACGGCAACAACCCCACUGCCAAUGCCAGUUGUUCCGGAGACUCCUGCCCCUGGCCCCAGGCAAAAACCACAGAUCUUAGCAGCAGCAUUGGUGCACCCAAGGUUGACACCAAAGCUGAAAUCAAGGCCGCGGAGGAAUAGCUGCGCAGGCAGAGUUUUGAAUUUUGAUCGAGAAGAGAAAGGUGAUCCUGAGCUGGAAGGUUUUACAGUGCUAUUUUUGCUCUCUGUCGGAGACAGAAUCCUUGUGUUGCCAAUCUACGGUGUAGGAUGAUAUGAUACCACUCAGACUAGCUCAACAGUUGCUCUUACUUUGGUAGCGCUUCCUGGUGUAGGAUGAUAUGAUACACGCGCUCUGGUUUCUUGUGCUUCUGAUCUUGGAUGCUGAGGAUGCUUAAUGGGGUAGUAUUUCUACGGAUGAUUGCUUCUUUUAUAUUUUGCGGGGAUGCUUACUGCCUUCAUGAUUAAUUCGACAAUCUUAUGCGAUGCAAUGUUAUGCUCUGUUUU
Lolium perenne is the source of this 1545-nucleotide messenger RNA. Its product is annotated as probable protein phosphatase 2C 21. Gene Ontology annotation, molecular function: cation binding; protein serine/threonine phosphatase activity. NCBI's taxonomy places the organism in Eukaryota, Viridiplantae, Streptophyta, Magnoliopsida, Poales, Poaceae. The record is from RefSeq and is a predicted model, not a curated record. Gene Ontology annotation, biological process: protein dephosphorylation.